Nylanderia fulva is the source of this 2169-nucleotide messenger RNA. It is a transcript of the gene Ip6k, whose product is annotated as Inositol hexakisphosphate kinase. NCBI's taxonomy places the organism in Eukaryota, Metazoa, Arthropoda, Insecta, Hymenoptera, Formicidae. The record is from RefSeq and is a predicted model, not a curated record.
UAUUUUGUCUAGUGUAUAAAAAACGAGCAAUAUCCUCAUCUAAAUACAAGCAUAAACGCAGCAUUAUUCUAAGCUGCUACGUCGAGUCGACGCAGGAGACAAUAAAGGGCUAACGACCAGCUAACACGCCUUUAAGAGCAAAACUGACUAUCGAAGCCUGAACCAUUCCCGCACGAUUAAGCAGUACGGAUGCGCUAACACGUCCUUAUAUAUGUGAACGUCGAACCCCUUAAGAGAGGCUCGCGCGGACUCCGCACGUGGAACUGGAGGGGAUCCUCUACCUUUAGUAGGACAUAGCUCGGAUUAUGUAUCUUCGGGCCGGCUAUGUGCAGUCUUGUUUCACUGACGCGUCAGCCGCGUGCAACGGAUGCACGAUCGUCGUCGGAGCUGACACAUCGGAUUGUCGCUUGAUCUUCCCAGCUUCCAGUGGAUUUUCCAAGAGAUAGACGAUCCCUUUCGAUCAUCUUUGGUGUACAAUAUUCGAAAUCGGAAUCUGUGACUUUCGGAAGUAAGCCAUAUAAAUGCAGUUUGGUGAUCUCUUGAAACUCUCUCGAAAAGAUUCAGAGAUUUUAAUCGCAAUACAAACAAGAGUUUAUGAAUUAAUCUGGUGACAAUCUUUGGUGAAAUCAAUUUCCUUCAAUGGCGAUUGAAUUCAAGUAAAACAUUGCAAACUAUAAUUAAGCAGAUAAAAAAUAGACUUUCGCUGAAUAUGAUGAAUGAAUAAGACGUUGUGGGAGAUAAAAAAAAUUAUUAAAAUCCAAUAAGGAUGCGUUUUAAUCAACAAGAGAAAGAAGAAAAGGAAGAAAACAUGAAGAGGAAAUUGGAAAUCUGACAAGUGUCAUCGCAUUGUAACUUAUUACACAGUGAUAGAGAUCAACAACGAAAAAAAUGGUGUUCGAUCCGCUCUGUGACGAGCAGAGAAAACAAUUCUUUCGGCAAAGCUAUGGAGCUCAUUUACCCGGAUACACGGGCCACUGCCCUACGCUCAAAUUUCGCGUUGGGAAAAGAUUCGGAGCGAAUACGGAAGAAAUAAUGAAGGAAUUAUUAGAAAAGAAAGUUCUUAAAACUGGACCAUAUAAGCCAAAUUUUGGAAGAGAACAUGAGUUAUCGAAUCAUCACGUUAAAGAAAUUAGAAAAGACUGGAACAACGAGACCAGGUUCUACAAGGCACCUCCGUACAUCCUAGGAUAUACUGGAUAUAUUCCUGGCUUCAACAGCAGAUUUGGUUUACCUUUUAUGAAAGCCGUAGAAGUCGGUGCCAAAGAAUGGAGCGAAGCACAAAUGAAACUGAGAGCACGACGUGAUGUAAUGAGGGCUCACGCCGAGCGAACAGAUCCGAGAAAUCUCUUGUCCCGAGCGAGGACAGAUAAUGUGGACAUCGAGAUCGAUCAUGGUUACGACAGAGACAGAAGAAGCUUUGAUUAUCAUGUCUCUCCGGAAAGACCACCGAUAGUCGGAUAUACGGGCCAUAUUCCAGGAGCGAAAGGGGAAGUCGCUCUUUCCAAGAGAUACGCUCAAGCUGCUAAGAAAGGAUUAGAACGUGUUCAAAGGGAACGCGAAGAAAGACUCAACAGAACUAAAGAUAUGCACGCUGUGCAAAGAGUCCUCGACAAUUCGUAUCUCGAUGAAACGGGACAUACACGUGCAUAAAUUCAUAUAAAUAUGUCCUUUUAACUAUAUAUAGUAUACAAAGAGAAAUAAAGCAUAGAUUUAGACCUUAAAAGACAGAGAAAGAGAAAAAUUUUUAACGUAGCUAAAAAAAACAGAAUUUAUAUUUCUAAACAACUACGUAAAAAUUACGAAAUUUUGCAAUGCAAACUAAAAUUGUGACAUUUGAAAAUCUCACAUUUCGAUUAAUGAAUAGUUUGCCUUGUUCUUCGACAGUACUGCGAAAUAUGUAAAUACGAGAAAACCAUUAGUAAAUAAUCCAAUUGCAAAAUUAUUUAUAUCUAAAUAUAAAAUAAAAAAAUUGAAAAUUGUAAAGAUAAUUUUUAAUAUUUUAGCGAGCAGUAGUGAAGAUUUUGCUACAUUUUCUACUUUUCGGGCACAAAUAUUUUUGCAAUUGGAACUAUUCAGAUACAGACAAAAAUGGAAACAAUAGUUACUGUAAAAAUGAAUAAAAAUUGUACCUGUGAAAGGUAAGGCUUACUUAGCAAUGUUCGAAAAAUA